GCUAUCAAUAGAUGGAUGAGAUUUGCAGCUUAAAUAGUGGCCAUGGCCCAUCUUCCCAGAUUACAGUACCUUACUCCCGCCUCUAACACUCAUCCAAGCCCACCAAACAUGAGUCUAUGCAAGGACUGCAUCAGCGGUGCGUAAAUACCGCUCCCCAAGAGUCGACAAGUGCCCAGCUGCCGUGCGAUUUCAGGUGUCACCCAUGAAGGAACUCCCGAAGGUUUGAUCGCAACUGAACGGGAGCGAUUCGACCCCUGCUCAUCCCCGCUCACAAGGCAAGAUCGAGACCAUCGGCGGGAUUGAGACCUACGUGUCCACGCCAACCGUCGACUUCCCCAAGGACAAGGCUAUCCUCUACCUGACCGACGGUUUCGGGCUCCCAUUGGUCAACAACAAGCUCUUGGCAGAUGACUUUGCGCGCAAUGGCUUCAAGACAUAUGUGCCGGAUCUGUUCUCCGGAGACUGCGUCGAAGCCGAUGCCCUGACCGUGCGUGCUUCCAAUAUCAUCCCCGGCGCCACGUUUAUCGAUGCCUUCACCCGCAGACAGGCAGAUUUAACCUCGAGGCGUGGUUCCCCAACCACACCCAGGAGAAAACGCGCCCCAUCAUCGACAAGUUGAUGACCGCGCUCGAGGCGCAGGGCGUGACCCAGUUCGCCGCGGUCGGGUACUGCUUCGGCGGGCGGUACGUCUUCGACCUCGCGUUCGACCACAAGAUCGUCGCCGCCGCCGUCGCGCACCCGUCGUUUCUGCAUGUGCCAGCCGAUCUCGAGAAAUACGCCACGACCGCGACUGCGCCGUUGCUGGUCAACAGUUGCACGUUCGACGAGCAUUACCCGGUCGAGGCCGCGCUCCAGGGCGACGUGAUCCUGAAAGACUUCGCGCCGGGCUACAAGCGCGAGCACUUCGAGGGCUGCACGCACGGGUUCGCUGUCCGCGGCGACAUGUCGAUCCCGGCGGUCAGGGCGGGAAAAGAGGGUGCCUUCAAGUCCACUGUUGACUGGUUCAUCAAGCAUCUGUAAACGGCAGAGGAAGGAAGGAUGAAGAAAGAAGGAAGGAAGAAGAAAGAUGCGAAUGUCUGUAUACAUAUAAAUGUGACCCGUAUCUCAACACCACACUGCGCUUGAGAGACAAGCUACUAUGUGCAAAAACUGGUGAUAUAUAGAAAUGAUUGCAGCGGAAGACAAUACAAUGCCAGGGAUGGUCCAAGUCAGGCUAUUGGAGGGGGCUCCUUCGCCCUGGGUGCCCCUCGACCACGGCUCUUGAAGCCGUCACUGCUAUUCGACGGGGAUGGCCCGUGGGGGUUGCGCGUGAUAUUAUUCGCCGCGGGACUAGAGGCGCUGGCUCCUCCACUUGGAUUCGGCGAUCCGAAGAUGCGCUCGCGUGCAGCGUGGUACGCCGCCUCCCGCGCCUUGAAGCUGGACUGCGGAACCGCGGGCAGGGGCUGGGGUGUUGCGACAGCGGGCAUCGGGCGCUUCAGGAUCUUCAUCUGAGGCUGAAACGCAGCGGGAGGCGGGGUGGAGCUGGACGACGAGGAACGUGACGAGAGAAUUACAGUGGGCAUCGGCGCGGGCGGAGCGCGGUUGUUUCUGUGAUUAGAUGGGUAAGAGCUGACCAUCGGUUAUAGGGGGCAGUGUGCGUACGCAUCGUCCCAUAGCCAACGAUUAGAGUCUUCUCCCGAUCCCUGCGCGCCCUGAGGCGAGCGUUUGUCAGCCCUUCUCUGGUCCUCUUCUCCCUCCUGCUCUGGAGAGCACACGACAUCUUCCAAAUCCUCGUCGUCCUCCCAAUCAUCUACGACUUCUUCCGAAACCUGUGGCUUCUUCAUGCGAUCGGGGUUCGACUGGAUGCGCAAAACGACCGGGGAGGUGUCAGGAACCGAGAGCUAUCGCGACUUCGUUUGUCCACAUACAGAAACACGUGAUAAAUUGGAUCUCCAGACAGAGUUUGACGCAGAUGGUGGCGGAAUUUUCGAGGAAGAUGCUGGUGUGGAUGGGGUAUUGAGCAUCGGUGAACGGAGGAGCUUAUUUGAUCAUGAUGCGUACAUACUCGGCUGCAGGCUCCCUCCGGGCCGGGCUUCGCCAUUCUCUCUUUCCUCCACAUAUCCAUUCUCCGUACGAAUACUGCAAUGAACCUCUAACAGAACAUCAUGUCAUCAAAGGGAAUACCCACCACAGUGCCGCCAUGGCCUUCGCUAUACUCCCCCGGCAUUGAACUCCUCAGAAUCGCCCACCAUAUGCCCGCCCAGCCGGAUGGCGCAUACCUAACACAUCCUGACGACAUAUUUCGUUUCACACUCUACUGGACUCUCAUCUUCUACACCCCGAUCUUCCUCCUCUGCGGGCUCUUCGCGUUUCUGAACAUCACGUUCCCGCCGACACCGCGCAGCGCCGUUCAUCGACUGGAGGCUCCAGAGCAUUCUGCAUACCCUCUCACGCUGCUCCCGUACUCCCCGAGAGAAAGCACAGCCCCGAAGCCGCGCCAUAACGUGCGGCGCUCGAGGACCACGUUUGCCUUACUUGUACUCCUGGCGUUCAUCGCGCUGAGUCUAGCCGGGGCCCUGCUUGUUUCGUCUAUCGUCGGAUUUUUUCUGACGGGGCUCUACAAGCUGGCCAAGUUCAAUAUGUCUACAUGGAUCCCCUUCUUGUGGUCCGUCAUCUCAGUCCUCGUUGGGCUACUAAGCAUAUGGCCCUCUGUCAUCGACAUCAUCUAGCUGUAUUAGUCUUACUGCACACCUUGUACCCUAGUAGUCUUGCGCGGCAAGCGGAAACCCACAGACAUCUGAGAUAUUCGAACGGACGGUGUCGACGCCAAACGGGGGAUUCAUCGUCACGCUGGUGAAGAUGGGGGGCAGACAGAGCGGGGCAUUGGCGAAGAUACUCGUGCGCAUGUCCUCGAGCGACGCAGCCAUGUGUUUGCUCGGGAUGAGGUCGACCUUGGUGACGACGGCUUGGACGGUGAAGGGCUGGAUUCCGCGGGCGUCGACGAGUUUUGUGGACAGGUAUUCCAGCAUUUGCACGUCCGACUCUUUCACCCCGUGGACCCCAUUGAUCAGGAUGUAGAUCCGCUUCAGUCUGCGGACAUGAGAGUCUGUGGGGAGGAUCGACAGCGAAAGAGACCGACUGGGGGCGCGUGGUGAUGUAUUGCGUGAAGAGAUCCCCCCACUGCGACCGUGCCGACCGGCCAUACCCAGGCGCGUCUACGAAGAUCGCCGAGGCCUUCCCUUCCCCGACCUGAUAAAAGUCCAAGGAACGAGUGCUGCCCUGCAAAGAUGUAUCAUUCAGCGGACGUUCCUGGACGCGGAAGCGACGACUUCCCACAGUUGGCCCGUCCUGAGAGCAGUCAAUGCGCGCGGAGCAAGGAACGGCUCGACGCGUAAAAGGACGUGGCUUGACUUCGGGAAGGACUGGUUUUCCAAAAUCGGGUAUCGCGGUGUCGGACUUGGCAGAUGCAAGGAAGCGCGCGAGGUUGAAGUCUAUGCCUUGAUGGUACGCUCGCAGAGUUUCACACGUGACCGUUACUCUGUCCUUGCACUGUGAGCAACUUGAAAGCCUGAUCACUAGCUUCCCGCUUGUGUGGGCGCUUCUCUGCAAUCUCACGACGCGUCUCAUGACUUUCCACGUGAAUAUUGUGCUGCAUACCUAUCUUGACGAAAUCUCGCUGGCUCCACUGCCGUAUCAACCUUCCAUGAGUCUAUACAUUCCGAUUGGGCUUCAGCAACACUUCGGGCACUGAUUCGAAACCAAGGAGUCCGAAAGGAACAUGUUCAAGAGUUCUGUAGAUGCUUCCUCUGCAGUCGUCCUAUUACACACCUCACUUGAUUCCCCCCUGGCUGUUUGUGCGAACACACAGUUCAUAGCGAGUGCCGAUCGCGUUUAUCCAGUACCCUCGACUUGAUUGAGACCGGAAUCCGGUGACAGACAAAUAUCAUCCGUUGGACCACUGAAUGUAUCGAAAUUCUCUCUCGGCCUCUUUCUUACGCGUGUCGGUCAGAAGAUGGGUCAAAGCAGAGCUAGUUGUUAGCGCCGGAUUCUUAUCGACUUCCCUCAUAUCCCCGGUGACUUCCCACCCCCAUAACCACUGCCUCUGCCCAAUAGCCAAUUCAUAUCAAGUUUCCCGCGGACCGCCAAUAGAGUUCAUCACAAUGUGGUUUGCAAGAACAAAAAAACACCGUCCCAGAUGGGGAUGCGCUUAGAUAAGCACAAUCACAAGAAAGAAAUCAAGGGGAGGACCCGGUUCAUAAACGAGAUUGUUCUUGUCUGCACCCUCUUCCUCGACCGCGCUGGUGCAGAUGAGGGGCCAUGCUCUGAAACCGCGUGGCCUGCUCGGUGUACCCCAAGAACUGUUGGAUGAGAUUCUCUCUGACCUGGAGCACAGCGACCUGGUUUCCUUCGCUCUGGUGUCGCACGCCUGCGCCGCGCUCGUCGUCCCCCGACACACGCAAUAUCGCACGAUACGCACGCGUCAUCAGCGCCACGACGAAUGGCGCCAUCUCUCCCGGCGUGUGGAUCUGACGCGCAACAUCCGCGAGGUGCAUAUCUGCGAGCCGGGGAACAAGACGGCGUCCGACCGGGUCCCGACGACGCUCGUGGAGAAUUGCGGUGCGGAGGCCAGCAUGAGUGAAGUUCAGAGAGAGAAUCGACGGAUACGAGACAUGUGCAUCGCAUUGAAGCACAUGCGCCGCUUGCACACGUUUACCUGGACGUGGAACGUCACUCCCGCCGCGGCACCUACGAUCAGCCCUGUCCAUGAAAACGCGGUGCUCGAGGUUCUGUCGAGGAAAGCAAGGCUGAGGCAUCUGGGGCUCAUGGGUUUAUUUGGAAUGCACGCUCCGGGAAUCUUGCUCGACCCAAAUAGCGCCGGAUAUCCCCUCUGGAGAUUCUCUAAUCUAACCUCUAUCUGUCUUCGCGGUGAUGCCUGGAUCAAGCCGACCAAUGCAGCGCAUCUCAAGCAGAUGUUGGAGCGCUGUCCGAAUCUGGAGUACAUUGAGAUGCCAAUGGAGUUCUCAGCUUUGUCCGAGUGCACGUUCCCAGAGCUUAGGAAGCUGAACCUCUAUCUUCAGUCCGGAGGCAUGCGUUCGAUCGAUCCCUGUUUUGUGCGAUUCCUGAAUAACCACCCGUCCAUCGAGGAUCUUUCUUGGCUUCCGCUGGGACCAGUUUACCUGUCCCCGCAGACAUUGCCCGCCCUACGGCGGCUGCGGACAAACAUCCAUGUGGUCGGUCUGCUGGAAAGCCGGCUUCUCGAGAGUCUAGACGUGUACCAGCUCGACCCUGCGACGUUGCUCGGCCUUGGAAACCUGCCGGUUACGAACAUCAAGCAGCUGACGUUGCACGAGUUUGGGGACCUGGAGACGAUGCGUGAGCUCGCUGCGUUGUUUCCGAAUCUGGUCUGGCUCUCGAUGCCGUCCCGAUACGGGCAUUUCACCGUGGAGGAUUGGCUUGAUUUGCUGCCGCGCUUUACCCAGCUGCAAGUGUUCCGUGGACAAGGCUUGUGGGCGGCGGUGACCUUGAAUAUGCAGAAGAUGCACGGCGUGAUAUUGCAGCUCGUGCAGGCGUGUCCAAACCUCCGACAGCUUGAUCACUCUGCAUACAACCACAACCGACUCGACUCGAAUCGUAUUACGAUCAUCCGCGAGGGGUUUAUGGGAGAGAAUUCGCCCCCCAUGUCUACCAUCUCCACCGCGCUGCGCAACUUCAAGGAGCCCACCAAGGAGGAGCUAAAUCAGAUCUUCUUCUCUCUUCCCGCGUCGGGCUUAGUCGAUGGCGUUGUUGGAGGUGGAUCGGAGAAGACGUCCAGCACGGAGGUCGAGAAGAUGGAGAUCAAUGCGGUUCUGAGUCUGGGUAUCCAGGGUGAAGAGGAUGCCUAUGCAGGGAAGCUAUACAUUCUGGCGCCCUAUCUCGCCUUCGCCUCCAUCGACCGUAAAUCAGUCCGGUUCACUGUUCCGCUGUCGACUAUCCGACGUGUCGAGCGGCUGAAUGCGCGUGCGGGGAUAUACGCAUUGAGUCUCUCGACGUGGCAUGGAUCCAAAAUUAUCGUUCAGCUCACGUCUUUACGACCAACCGCAGAUCUGUUCUGCUCCCUCCUCCGCGAUGCGCUCAAGAUCGAGUUGCAGCGCGGACAGAUGCGGGCCGUGAAGGGAUUCGUGAAAACAUGCUAUUCAGAGGCGCUUAUAGCGUCUGGAUCCCAGCUCGCUGAGAAUGAACGAGAGGACGGCAGUUUGAUCAGCGAGGAGAAGGACGACGCGGCCCCUCGCGAUUCGACGUAUCAUGGAGGCCUUGGACUCAAGUACAAGUUCCCCGGCGAUGCGAAGAAACUACGCGAGACCUCGAAGAUCAAGCUCUGGACACAGUACCUGAAAGUCCAUGGACGUAAUCUGACGCUCUUGCGAUAUCCUCAAUGCACUAGACUCGUCCAAGUCGGUCUGCCGAAUCGGCUCCGUGGAGAAAUGUGGGAAACACUCUCGGGCUCAGUCUUCCUUCGAUUCUCAAACCCCGGAUUCUACGAAACGCUGUUGGAGCGGAACAAAGGCCGAAACACGACCAGCACCGAAGAUAUCGAGAAGGAUCUCCACCGAAGUUUACCUGAAUAUGCUGGUUAUCAAUCGGAGGAGGGUAUUAGCGCACUGCGCCGGGUCUUGCAGGCGUAUUCGUUCAAGAACCCCGAGCUGGGCUAUUGCCAAGCUAUGAACAUUCUUGCUGCGGCGAUUCUUAUAUACAUGUCCGAGGAACAAGCUUUCUGGCUGCUGGAGGUUCUCUGCGACCGAUUGCUGCCAGGCUAUUACGCACCUUCGAUGCAUGGCACUCUGCUCGAUCAACGAGUAUUCGAGUCUCUCGUGCAACGCUGUCUUCCGAUAAUCCACGAACACUUCCACAAUGUCGAUGUCCAGCUGUCUGUCGCAUCCCUACCGUGGUUCUUGAGUUUGUACAUCAAUAGUAUGCCUAUGAUCUUUGCCUUCCGGAUAGUGGAUUGUUUCUUCUGCAUGGGGCCUAAGGUUCUCUUCCAAGUUGGCCUGGCUAUCUUGAAGAUCAACGGUGAAAAGUUGUUGCAAAUCCAGGAUGACGGAGGCUUCCUCAAUCUGAUGCGAGACUACUUUGCGUCUCUCGGCGACUCUGCUCACCCAGACUCCCCCGACCCCCGAGCUCGGGCGAUCACGCGUUUCCAGGAAUUGCUUCUGGUCUCGUUCCGCGAGUUUUCUGUGAUCACUGACGAUAUGAUCUUGUCCGAACGCCGCCGGUUCCGGUCCGAAAUUAUCCACUCUAUCGAGUCCUUCUCGAAGCGUUCGGCGAUCCGGAACCUGAAAAGUCUUGGCCGGUUCUCCAAGGAACAAGCCGGGUUGGUGUAUGAUGCGCUGUACAAGGCGAUGUGGAUUGUUCCGCCGCCACCAGACAUGCCCCCGCCGCCGUCACUGGUGACGACAGCCGAAGCGACCGAGGAGAAGCCGGAGACCAGGAUCGGCUUGAAGACGUUCCAGUUCUUCAUGAGCGAAAUCGCAACUUGGGCUAGGGAUGAACGUAUCGUGUCGAAUGGGUUCCAGAGGAGAAUAGACCGGGAGAUUGCAGAGCAUGAGUUCAUUGACCGGCUGUUCUUCUUCUGGGACACAUCGUGUCGUGGAGCGCUGUCGUUCCAGGACCUCAUCUCUGGACUGGACGGAGUGAUGUUCAACGACCUGAUGGAGAACAUCGAAUGGUUCUUCAAUAUCCACGACAAAAACAAGGACGGAUAUCUGACCAAAGACGAAGUGCUGACGCUGUCCGAGACUCUGCUGUUCAUCUUCCGAUACGAAGUGGGGGACGCGUACUUGGGCGCUGUCAGCCGAUUCAUGACGAAUGCGUUCGAGUACGGGGAUGCCUUGAUGCCGGAACCCGAGGGCGAACCAAUCAUCAAUGAGCAGGGCGGAGAGACGCCGCCUGCGAUGCCAACGAACCAGCCGUACUUGAAUCUUGCAACGUUCCGUAUGGUUGUAUUGGCAGACGAAGUGCUCGAGUCGUUCUUCGAAACAGAUCUGUCGGGUUCAUUCAAGCUAGAGCCUUUACCCGAGAUGGAGCUUCCGGUGUCAAGCGGCGGACUGCUUGGUGAUAUCUGGUCGACCAUUGCGACAGACAACAACAAGAAGAUGUUCCACAUGGUCACAGACGAGAUUGGGAAGACAAUCGGGAAGCAUCAGGAACAUGGAAGAACCCAAAGCUCGCGAAUCGCUUCUGACGCCCGGGAUGCGGCAUUCUGCGAGCAAGACAAGUUUGCGGAAUGGGGGCGGUAG
Mycena citricolor is the source of this 8252-nucleotide messenger RNA. NCBI's taxonomy places the organism in Eukaryota, Fungi, Basidiomycota, Agaricomycetes, Agaricales, Mycenaceae. The record is from the annotation of a GenBank genome assembly.